This is a messenger RNA of Hypoxylon fragiforme, 2783 nucleotides long. RefSeq names its product Vps52-domain-containing protein. NCBI's taxonomy places the organism in Eukaryota, Fungi, Ascomycota, Sordariomycetes, Xylariales, Hypoxylaceae. The coding region runs from base 326 to 2347 and encodes 673 amino acids. Gene Ontology annotation, molecular function: syntaxin binding. The transcript is spliced from 2 exons. Gene Ontology annotation, cellular component: GARP complex. Gene Ontology annotation, biological process: retrograde transport, endosome to Golgi; endocytic recycling; Golgi to vacuole transport. The record is from RefSeq and is a predicted model, not a curated record.
AUGUACAUACCUAGGGUAGAAGGGAGGCUCGACAACUACCUACUUGCACCUAAUAGAACAAACGAAUAACCUUAUUGACUCAGAACCCUGUUAAUAUCGUGAAAGGGAACCAACCUUGGAAGAGAAUCGCUUUCAAUUUUCUAAAAAAAAAAAAGGCAACUAAUCUAUAUAACCUCGAUUAGAUAGACCAUUGAUAAUCGAACCGCGUUUACACCAUACACCAUCCAGUCAUUGGUUUACCGAUCCGGGCCAUAUCUACCUAAUUAAUCAAGUCAUGACGCCGUACAACUCGUAGCCCGACCUUACUCUCCUUUACAUUUAGAACAUGUGGCUCGAUCGGCUUGCCGGUCAGUCAUCUUCACCAUCCUCCUCCCAACCGGGCAGCCGCUCCUACUCCCCUGCCCCCCGGAAAACCCCCAGCGGCUUGGGCCCAUACAUCACAUCACAACAGCGACCGGGCAUUACUCCGAGAUCCUCCUCGCUUUCGUUAGCAUCCACCGAAUCUUCGGUUUCCUCAUUCUUAACAUCUUCCCGGAGGGCUAAUGGCUCGGCCUUGAAGGAAUCAAAAACCAUAUACACCGGUCCCGACCCCGAAGACAUUCUCAGUAAACUUUUGGGAAAUUAUGGACAAUCUACGGCAACGGCCACAAAGCCCGUAAACAGCCCUGUCAGCUCGAUAUCCGCCGAAGAUCUCGAGCUUGAUUUUGAUUUUGGCGGUUUAUCUAUUCGAGAGUUGGCAUUAUCGGAAGAGGCGGCAGUAGACGAUGUCGGUGUAUAUAGACCGCAGGCAGCUGAAGAAUACGAACGAGACAAGACCAAGUUUGAGGAUUUACACCGAUCAAUACGAGCUUGCGACGAGGUAUUAGGCUCGGUGGAAGUCAACCUAACGAGUUUCCGAAAUGACCUGGCUACAGUGUCCGCAGAUAUUGAGACUUUGCAAGCACGAUCGACCGCCCUGAAUGUGAGGCUAGGAAAUCGAAAGGCGGUGGAGAAAGGCCUCGGGCCCGUGGUCGAGGAGAUUAGUGUAUCCCCAACGGUAGUCUCCAAGAUCGCCGACGGUCAUAUCGAUGAGAGUUGGGUCAGGGUUGUUGCCGAGAUCGAUAGGAGAGCCACUGCGCAUAAGAAAAGCAUAUCGAGCGCACAAGGCAGUAAAGGGUUACAAGACCUAGGCCCAUUGCUAGAGAAACUGGUGCUGAAGGCUAUCGAACGAAUACGAGACUUUCUCGUUGCUCAGAUAAAAGCCCUUCGUUCACCGCAUAUCAACGCGCAAAUAAUUCAACAACAGAAUUUUCUUAAAUUCAAAGAUCUCUAUACUUUCCUCCAUAAGCACCACGCAGCCUUGGCUGAUGAGAUAUGUCUGGCAUAUAUGAAUACCAUGAGAUGGUAUUAUGCGAACCAGUUCGCACGAUACGAGAACGCCCUCAAAAAGAUCAAACUACACUCCCUAGAUAAGGCAGAUGUGUUGGGCAAUGAGGACACCUCUCGGAAAGGCACUGUCCUCUCCAGUUCAAAGAUUACUGGCCCACCUCACGAUGCCUUCAACUUGGGUCGGCGGAUCGACCUUCUUCGCACCCAUAACCAAAGCGCUCUCUCUUCAUACCUGGCCGAAGAAGACCAGUCUACUCACUACCUCGAAGUCCCUUUCCGGAACUUCAACCUCGCCCUCAUCGAUAACGCGACGGCCGAAUACACCUUCCUCGCCUCGUUUUUCUCGCCCGCCCUGAACUAUUCUACCAUAUCGCGCCAUUUUACCUACAUUUUCGAUCCAACAUUCCAGCUAGGCCAUACCCUAACGAAGACCCUAAUAACCGACACGUACGACGUCAUCGGGGUCCUCAUGGCCGUGCGCCUCAACCAGCACUUUCAGUUCGAGCUCCAGCGGCGCAAAGUCCCAGCCGCAGACGGCUACAUCAACGGCACGGCGAUGCUGCUGUGGCCGCGGCUGCAGUACGUCAUGAACGCGCACUGCGAGUCGGUGCGCUCGCUAACCUCGGCCCUGCCCAGCCGCCCCCCCACCUCCAAGUCAGAGCAGAGCAAGCUCUCGGCCGCCCCCCACGUCUGCACCCAGCGCUUCGGCCAGCUGCUCCACGGCAUCCUGGCCCUCAGCACCGAGGCCGGCGACGACGAGCCCGUCGUCACCAGCCUAAGACGUCUGCGUACCGAGGUCGAGGCUUUCUUGACCAAGUACAGCUCUGCGUUCGGCACCGACACGCGCAAGCGCGAGCGCUUUCUUUAUAAUAACUAUAGUCUGAUUCUUACGAUCAUUAGCGACACGCAUGGCAAGCUGGCUGUGGAGGAGCAGGAGCAUUUUGAGGGGCUGAAGGCGGCUUUUCAAGAGGUUGUGUGAGGUUUGUUGUGGUUUGUUUGGGACUUGGGCCUUGUGGUUUUUUGCUUCUUCUUGGUCAGUGAACCUACCUAGGUUAGGUACCCUACCCAGUCCACAUAUAUAUAUAUAUAGAGGUUGAGGUUGGGGAGGAGAGGGGUUGUGGGUGAGGGUGAGGGUGAGGGUGAAUGGAUGGAUACCUACCUAUGUACAUACCGAUAUAUUUAUAUAUGUAGGUAGAUAGGGGGAUGGGAUGGGAUGGAUGGGUGGGUGGGUAAGUGAGAGAUCACUUCGCCUUCACGCUUGAAUUACUGACUACCUAUUUACUUGCCUACCUGCCUCCCUAGAUACUUCCUUACUUACCUAGGUACUGAGGCUGAGGCUCAAGAUAGUAGCCUGAAAGGAGAAUGCGGGUACAAGAAUUUGACCUGUCAGAAUCGUACAUGGGCUGAUCUGGACA